This is a messenger RNA of Vigna radiata var. radiata (mung bean), 4660 nucleotides long. RefSeq names its product probable E3 ubiquitin-protein ligase HIP1. NCBI's taxonomy places the organism in Eukaryota, Viridiplantae, Streptophyta, Magnoliopsida, Fabales, Fabaceae. The transcript has 10 exons. The record is from RefSeq and is a predicted model, not a curated record. Bases 2851 to 4500 code for a protein of 549 amino acids. Gene Ontology annotation, molecular function: ubiquitin protein ligase activity.
GGUAACUGGUAAGAAACGUGGUGUGGUGUGGUGUGGUGGUGGAGAGAAUGGGAAUUUCUCCUCCUCUUGUUUUUCUUUCUUAUUGCUGCUACCGCUUUAUUUCGUUGUCUCCUUCUCUCAACAAACAAACAAACCCCUUUGCACCUUUCUUCUGAUUCUCCUUCUCCUCUGAAACUCUCUCACCUUGCGUUUUUACGAUCCUCACUCAAACGUCGCCGUUUCCUAAAUUCUUCUUUAUAAAUUCCACACUCUCACCUUCAUUUCCCUACUUCUGUCAGAAUCUUCUUCACGAUCAUACACUUUCUCCGUCUUUUCUUUUCGGUUUCUUGGUGCUGUUGGUGUAUUGUGCAUCAUUAUUUCUGCAUGUUCUGGCAAAACAUUGGUUUUGCCUUUGCAUUGUGCAGGUUACCGAAGUGGGUGAUUUCUUGAUUUGGUAUAUUCCAUUACAUUGUCUGAAUUGCAGAUGGUGUUAUAGGUCCAUUUCAAUCUUGGAUUAACCGGGGAGACUAUAGAACUGACGAGUGACAACUUUGGCAUGUCCAAUAUACUCAGGACAUAUGAGCAUUAUAUGCCACAAUUAUGGAGUGUUGUAACCCGACUUCAUAUAGGAAGAAGGUAUAUCGUGCCAAAGAAUAUCAGUUAGGAAGAAUUGUAUAGGCCUUGAUCAGCUGCAUUGUGUCCUUUUGAGUCAUGGUCAUCCCUUUGUUUAGCGCGAAAUGCCCUAGCUAUCGUUCUGAGGAUAUUGUGGCAAUAGACUGGUCACAUCCAAUGUUUAGUGAUGCAAGCUGUCACUGUGAGCUGUUACAGGAAAUUUAGGGAGGAUGGAACUUGUCACACACCCUUGUGAUUGUUCUAAUUGGUGCUCUGAAGUGCUAAAAUAUGGAUGACAGUAAACCUCAGCGCACUAACUGCCCAUAACUUCUAAAAUUUCUUGUCAAAUGCUUGUUCUCUUAAUAUGGAAUCUGCUAUGGAAGUGUUUCUGUUUAGUGGGGGCUGAUAUAAUGAGUAAGGAAGUACAAAUUUCGUAGAGCACUCAACACAUUUACAUGCAUUAUGGAGACUUCAAUGUUGAACCAUUAGGGCAUACCAUAGAUGGAGGAGGCUUCUGUAGUGAUAUGCUUACUCUCCUAAAUGACAUAGACUGCUCUCUAUCUCAGUUCAGUUUUCUGGUUCUGGGAACAGUUGGUUUCCCCAAUAAUGCAACAAUUCAUGGUUGGGAUUGGUGUAAUACUGGACCAUUGUUUAUUUUGAGGUGAACCUUUGAGUUCGUUGAUAUGGCAGCUGUUUGAUAGGCACAAGUUGGUUACAUCAUCUUCACUCAUGAUUAUAAAUGUUCUGGAAUUAUAUGAAACUAAUGUCAAGGCAAGGUGUUGAUAGCCUAACAAAAUUGCAGGCGCUCUUCCUCUUGCUGUACCUAUUUAAGGGCAAUGGAAAAUAUUUUACUUCCGUGUGAAAGCCUGCACAAUCCUAAUUUUAGUUGUCAUGCUUUACUGGGGGCAAUGAAUGGUCUUCACAAGACAAACAAUUGAGUUUGAUUAGAAUUGGAUAUAGCAAGGAGUUUUAAAUGUUAAGACUAAUUUUGGUAAACAGAAAACUUCUAUGUGGAGAUAUCCCAUAUUACUGUCAUUGAAGCUUUUGUACUUAUUGGAAAGUUUCCAAUUUUUUUAAAUAAAAUCCCAAUAUACCGCAAGAUAUAGCUUGAAAGAUGAACAAAAAAUAUCAUGUAGAAUAUUUAACAGUGAAAUCUUCACACUUUGAAAGCAUAAUGACUGAUUCUCUGUUUUGAUGUUUGGAUAUACUUUAGUGUUUGGAUUCUAAAGAAAUCUGAAACUAUACUUUAAAAUUAAGUGAGGCAUGUCUAAUAUAUUACUUUCUGAUAUUUGACGGCUUCAAUAAUUUUCCGUUUAAUAAUAUUUGUCCAUUGAGUUUUUAUCACCUUUGUAGCCUAGUGUUGUUUUAUAUAUCUAUGCUAACAAGAGUUUAUAAUAAAAAAAGAUGCUCAAGACAGAGCUUUCCACUGAAAAGCUAUUUUUUGUGUAAAAUUAAGCAUAACCAAACAUGUGAGAUCCCUAACUUAUACAAUUAUAAUAUGUAUGCUGAUAUUCAUUUGCCCAAACUCUUUUAAACAAUUUUAUUUGAUUUAUCAUGGUUUAUUAAAGGUAACAAAUUUUGUAAUGCCUUUUCUGGUUUUCCUGAGGAGGCUAGGUUUUGAUUCUUUUGAAUUUCUGCUUAUAAACGAAUGAGCUUAUAUUCUCUAUUUUAUAUAGGUUUACAGUUUUACCAAUAUAAUAUUCUCUUCAAUGAUAUUUCUCAUUGUAAAAAUAUUGUUUUGUAGUAAACAGUUUUUAUCCGACUGUUUUAUAUGCUUUCCUCUACAUUUCUGCUAUGCUAUUAGACAUACAUCUCUCUGUGUUUCUUUGUCUCUCUGUCUCUACUCCUUCUCUAAGCAAGUUUGUUCUUUAAGCAAGUUUCACUCUAAGUUGCUUUGUAUUUUUUUCCUAAGAAAAAAGGUUGUGGAGUGAAAUGUUCUGUGGUUUUUCGUAGUUCCUUGGAUUUACUUAAUUUUGUUUAUGUUUCUUUGGUCUUGUCUUGUUUACUGUUUAGAGGGCAUACAUAAGAGUACUUCCCUAUGUGCUCAAUGCCUGUGCAUUGUUGAUAAUUAUUUUAAAGUGCAGGAAGAGAUUAGAAAAUGCUAACACCUUCUAACACUUGCUAAAUCUUACCCAGACUAGAGGGUGCUCCUUCUGUAUCAGUGGAUAGAGGCAUGGGUGGCUUCAAUUAGUAAAUUAUUUGCAGAUCUGAGUCACUUACGGUGUCUAUUUUGACACAUAGAGAUUCCAAGUGACAGUAAUGGGGCAUAGGCAUGUAUACAACACAUCUCCAUUGUUUGAGGGUGAGCCUGACCAGAACUGGAAUCAUAUGCACAUUGAUCAACACUAUGUGCACCUUGGUAGAACUGGCACUUCAGAGAAUGGUUCUUUUAUUUAUCCUCCGGACAAUAUGUCUAUAGAUAACAUUUCUUUCCCCUCUCAUUGGAACUCUUCCACAAGGUCAAAUGGGUAUGCAUCCUCAGGUCACAACAUUGAUGUACCUCCUCAUCAGCCAGAUGCAUCAGGCACUUCUAAUAAUGAUCAUUUUGUGCAUUCGUCUAAUGCUGGAGCAUUCUUUACAGUGUCAGAUAAUCACGUACACCAACCUUCUUCCAAUUAUGACAGACAUACAUUUAAUGUUGAUAGUAGUUUUGUUGAUCUUACAAUGGGAAGUGGACAAGGCCCUCACAAGCGUAAGAGCCCUGGAAUUUCUCCAGUCUACGAGAGAGGCAGUACAAGUAGAUACUUCAAUGCUGGAAGUUCAAGUGAUCUUCCUAUAUCUUCGGAAUUAUGGCAGGAUAAGCCAAAUAUUGAUUCUCAAUAUAUGCACUGGGAUCAUUUUACUAUGACACCCACAUUCAGAGGUUCUGGCCUUUCAGUAAAGGGUGAGGGUUCUUUGCGGAAUGUGAGGAGCCGCUCUGCACUUGAUUUGGAUUCCAACCCAUCAAGGACCCAUUUAUCCACCAAUCAUUCUCACACUUCUUACCCUACUCUCCCACCAGUAGACCAUUCUAGUUUGGUGGAUGUUUCUGGUCAGACUUCCACAUUGACAAGGGAUUGGAGCCAAAUGAACAUACCUCCAGCUAAUGGAAGGGUUUUAUUACCAGAUACAAGUGCUUUUGGUCUUGAGACAAGUCAUUUCCUUGUUGGAAGUGGUGCUACUGUUGGCAAUGCUUCUGUAGAUGUUGGGUGCUUCCAUCAUGAAUUUGGUACAAGCAGAAAUCCUGCUCCUACUCAAAGUUUUCAAAAUAAUCAAACUCAGAAUGCUAGGGGAAUUCAAAGCAACUAUUCUCAGAGAUCCACUCCAACUUUUGGGGCUUCUUCGAGCUUGCGCAUGGGACAUGUAACAUCUUUGGAUGAAGGAUUGCCUAUGGUAGCUGAAAGUUACUCUUCUAGACAUCCAAGGCCAUUGAGCACCCUUGGCUGGCGGAAUGGUGAUAGAAAUGGGAGGUCAAGAAUUUCAAGUCAAAGAUAUCGCACGUUGACUGAGGAGAGUGGUCUUGCCGAACGAUUUGCCUCUGAGGGUUUCUUGGUUAUUGAGCGUGCAUCGAUGUAUGAUUCCAGGAAUAUCCUUGAUCAGCACCGAGAAAUGAGAAUGGACAUAGAUAACAUGAGUUAUGAGGACCUACUUGCACUAGGUGAAAGGAUUGGCAAUGUGAACACUGGACUCUCUGAGGAUAUGUUUUCCAAAUGUUUGACGGAAACAAUAUAUUGUUCAUCUGAGCAAAGUCAAGAUGAAGGAAACUGCGUAAUAUGUCUGGAAGAGUACAAGAACAUGGACGAUGUUGGAACACUUAAAACUUGUGGACAUGACUACCAUGUGAGCUGCAUUAAAAAGUGGUUAUCUGUGAAGAAAUUAUGCCCUAUCUGCAAAGCUUCUGCUUUGGCCGAGGAUACAAAGGAUAAAUAACUUGUAGUGUAGCAUAUAAUUAAUAUCAUUGUAUAUAUAUUUCGAGACAUCCCUCCAAAUGGAGAAAACAACCUUGCUUUGGAAAUGCUGUAAGAGGAAUGCUACUUUAUGUCAAUGGAUUUAUUUUCGGCUUCGAUCUCAAUUACGCGAAGCCUUGAAA